CGCACAGCUCGCGCUCUGCUCCGCUCUCACAUGCAGACUGACACUUUCCAGCAGCGGCGCACAAUCACGCCCAAGCGCGUUUAGUGGAUUUCUCCGUCCUGCGCUUCGCCAUGCGCGGCGGCCAGCGCGGAUUUCAACAUCUGAACUUUUGGAAAGAGGAGUCCCGGAGCGCACAGCGUGCUCAGCUCAAGCGACGCGUUUCCAAGUGACUGCAGAGCGCGCCUGUCUGGCACAGACUCCACGUUAAGUUGUGAGUAUGAGAAGAGGAGACCGAGGUUAGGGUUAGCGAGCAGCCAGCGGACUCUCCGGACACGGACAAUGGAAACCUUCAGCGUGUCAGUGAACGGCGUGUCCUACACCGUGGCACCUGAACUCUCCACCCCCGAUGAUCCCUUUAACGGACCCAUCAAGAACAUCGCGCCCUGGAACUUCACCAUCCUGGCCGUUCUCAUGUUUGUGGUCAGCUCGCUGUCUUUAACCGAAAAUUUCCUGGUCAUGUUUGUCACUUUCAAGUUCAAACAACUGAGGCAGCCCCUGAAUUACAUUAUAGUUAAUCUGGCCAUCGCCGACUUUCUAGUCUCCCUCACCGGUGGAGUAAUAAGUUUCCUGACUAACGCCAGGGGUUAUUUCUUCCUCGGGAAGUGGGCUUGCGUCCUGGAGGGCUUUGCAGUUACUUUUUUCGGGAUCGUGGCCCUCUGGUCCCUGGCUGUCCUGUCCUUUGAAAGGUUCUUUGUGAUCUGCCGACCUCUGGGUAACAUCCGACUGCAAGCAAAGCAUGCGAUCCUGGGUCUUGUGUUCGUUUGGUCCUUCUCCUUCAUCUGGACCUUCCCUCCAGUGCUGGGAUGGAACAGAUACACUGUAAGCAAGAUUGGGACCACCUGUGAGCCCGACUGGUAUUCAACCAACAUCACAGAUCACAGCUACAUCCUUACUUUCUUCGUCACCUGUUUCAUUUUGCCUCUCGGGGUGAUUUUCUUCUGCUAUGGGAAGCUCCUACGGAAGCUCAGGAAGGUAUCACAUGGUCGUCUGGCCACUGCCAGGAAACCAGAGCGCCAAGUGACCCGCAUGGUGGUGGUGAUGAUCGUGGCAUUCAUGGUGGGUUGGACACCAUACGCAGUCUUCUCCAUAUUGGUCACAGCACAUCCAACUAUUGAACUGGAUCCAAGACUGGCUUCUAUCCCAGCCUUCUUCUCCAAGACAGCUGCCGUUUACAAUCCAAUCAUCUAUGUUUUCAUGAACAAACAGUUCAGGAAGUGUCUUAUCCAGCACUUCACCGGCGUGGGGACGAUCCCUGAUAGCAACCUGAAUCAGACCUCUGAUCGACCUGGAAUCACUGCCGAGAGUCACACGGGAGAGAUGUCAGCCAUUGCUGCCCACAUCCCCGUGGGCAGCACCACGUCACCCAGAUCGGACUUCAGAUCUGAUUCUCCAACCGACUGCGGUUCAUUUGCUCAGCUUCCCAUUCCAGAGAACAAAGUCUGCCCAAUGUAACACUAGGCUUUACCCCGAUAGGUGUUCUCUUUCCCUGAGCAUGAAUAGACACCCUUCUGUAGACGCCCCACCCUCACCCUGUGUUUCAAGGACAAUUAAGGGUUAGCAAAAAGUAAGAAACUUUAUGGUCCAGAGUAUUCUGGUAGAUGUUCAGUUUAUUAUUGGAAAAAAAAGACUUGGGGGAAAGAACUGUAGAGACUGAACUGCUCAGAGCUUUACCCUGUAGAUAUCCUAUAAAUAUUUGCUCACCAGUGCUCCUCUGUCCCGUUAUUCAAGAAUGUCUUGGAUGUUCUCUUGACCAUCACGGCACAAUGGAGGGCACUUGAUUCAACGCGAUUCAUUCAUAUCCCAAUGAAAAAAAAGGGACUGCAAAACCCACAGACCUUGACAUCCGUUAGUUGAGGGCUAGCCAGUGUGUUUCAAAUAUCACAAUGCACCCAGCCUUUCAUCUUGUCCUCGCCUUCUCCUUUGAAGCCCCAUGAUGGUGCCUGCAGAGAAAGCGUGUUUUUCUAUGCUGUUUCAGUAUUUGCUUUGGCAGCAAUUUUCAUUCAUCUCUGUCCGUCAAAAGGACGGAGCAGUCUGCUGAAUUUGAAUUUUUUUUUUUUGUGUCCCGCGUAAACUAGUUUGGGUCAAAGCUUUUAUCUUUUUUGAAGAUGGUCAAGAGGGCUUAGAGAUGCCAGUCUCCCAUUCCCUCUGUUGCAGAUAUAGGAGGACAGCAUAUUAAUGAGGUGCCAGCAGUGGAUCACCACAUACAUGCACACACUACAGUCCAAUGCUUUGAUGUAAGCUCUCUAUAGGAACUGUGAAGAAAUGCAUCAAUAAUUAUCACUAGCAAACAAGUGGGUUUGCUAGUUAGCCAUGUAUAAAAGCAAUGAGUAUUCCAUCACAAGCACAGUUCAGCAGCAAUAUUGAAGCUAAAUACCAUCACUUCAGCACUUCAGCAGUAGCUACAAGUAGAUGUAGCAAUCAGUGUUACAAUAUGUCUUCUACUUUGUGGUGCAUGUUCAUUCAUUAUUACUGGGUAUCUGUCAAAAACACCGUCGUAUGCUAAGCAGUGAUUCACCAGGUAUGGUGUUUGUUUACAACGUGUGUUUCAGUCAUGUCUGGCCGGGAGUAAAAUCCAGCAUUUUUAAGCACCAGUGCAUCUGUGUCAAGUUAACUGUGACACCAACAACAGACUAUUUUAAAGAGAACUGUCAAAUUAGCUUCUGUCCUGUCCUGGAGAAGUUUGUCACAGAUUUAAUCGCUUCAAUGACUGUCACUGCUUUGCUGUCAGGUCCAGAAACUUUAGAUACGUGUCUUUGGAACCUAAACCUGCAUUAAUCAAUAUGUUUUGUGUCAACAGUGAAUAAACUAUGUGUGUUGUGAAAGGGUUACUGUUCGAAAAAACACUGAAGACCUGUGUUCUUUUUAGCUCGUUUAGCUUGUAGGUUCAUUUUGAAAGCAGCAAACUUUCACUGUGGUUCAAUUUUAGAAACGGGUUGCAGAUUUCAGAAAAGGUCAUUUAACCACCUCUAUGCUACCUGGGCAGGAAUGUGCAAGACUUCUUUAUGAAAAUUAAUAAAGGAGUCUUAUACUUCUGCACCUGUGGCAUUUUUUAUUCAUUCCAUAUUUAGUGAUGAGUUGAAAAAAUCCUGUAAUGGAUACAAAUUACAGACAAUGUGCGUUAAACAUGACGUGAAAGAAAAGCAAACAGAACAUAACACAGGGGGAAGUUUUGUUCAGAUUAGUCCACCCAUUAAGAAGAAGACGGGGUACAUUCAUGCAUGCACUAUGAUCAUUAUAGCAAAGAUUAUAUCAGAGAACUUUUCACUAACUUCACGCUCAUGGAUCAGGAAUUUUCACGCAAAUUUCCCUUGCCUUACAUUUCUAAUGCUUUAGCUAGUUUAGACCAUUUGAGUCAAGUGGAGAUGUACACAUGUGUAUUUAAAAGCCUACUUUUAAACUUGUAAUCUGACAAAAAGGAAUCUACCAAAUACCUCCACAAGUCAUCGCUAAGUCACAAGUACUGUCACCAAUUUUGGGGCAAGUCAAAUAUUAAACAGCAAUAAGGACCUCAUCAAGAAACCUACAGAAGUGUAGUUACAGUAAAAACUAGUUCUGUAUCAGCACAAAGGGAAAGCCCACUAAAGAAGCAAUGACCUCUUCUCUAAAACUUGAAAGCCUUAAAGCAGUUUACAACAGCACGCGGGGCUAAAAGAAUAUUAUUCUUUGGAGGUAAUUGGAGCUGAGCCCCCCUGAAAAUUUGAAUCUAGAAUCACCCCUGGAUCGGCCGUUAAUGACAAUGCAGCAUCAACCGCUCAGCAGCUCCGCUACCAUCGAUGGUAGUCAAAAAUCCCAACUUUGUGUUUAAGUGUCAACACUCACUGUUACCAGUCAGGACCCUUAAGCAUUCUUUUAACGUUUCUCUAAGUCGUGCCACUACUGACACACAUACACAAGCUUCAGCAGCAGUGGAUACAGCAGAUGUAUAUCGUGGCUUCACCUUGAAGAUCCGACAGGAUAUAAAUCAAACAAACCUGCCAGGGUUACAUUUUGGUCAAAAGGAUUACAGACUGCACUGAAUGCUGAUGAAGGGAAGGGAUACUUCCAGCGUUGUAGAUGGGUUAAAGCACCUGUUUCUCACCUCUUUACAGUGAGUUGUGUAAUACUUAUCAGGCAUGGCAAGACUUGUUCAGCUGUUUGUUUUUUGUCUCAUGAGUACUAUUGUAUAUGUCAUUAGAUGCACUGUGGUUGUAAAAAUGUGUGUAUUAAAGUAU
This is a messenger RNA of Maylandia zebra (zebra mbuna), 4250 nucleotides long. It is a transcript of the gene valopa, whose product is annotated as vertebrate ancient long opsin a. Gene Ontology annotation, molecular function: G protein-coupled receptor activity. Gene Ontology annotation, biological process: visual perception; G protein-coupled receptor signaling pathway. Gene Ontology annotation, cellular component: membrane. NCBI's taxonomy places the organism in Eukaryota, Metazoa, Chordata, Actinopteri, Cichliformes, Cichlidae. The record is from RefSeq and is a predicted model, not a curated record.